Molecule: messenger RNA, 1731 nt
Organism: Penicillium paradoxum
Lineage: Eukaryota; Fungi; Ascomycota; Eurotiomycetes; Eurotiales; Aspergillaceae
Product: putative triacylglycerol lipase (LipA)
Exons: 9
Coding region: 1-1731 (576 amino acids)
Source: RefSeq, a predicted model, not a curated record
AUGAGGCCAGUCACACUGAUACUCCUCUCACACAUUUCCGGCGCUAUCGCCAACCUGCUCUCGCAAUCUACAGGGACUACCGCAAGUCCUCCAACAGCAACCCUAGCUACAAGCAAUGGAAGCCCCAAAACGGUAUUCGUAGGCCGAUAUUCUCCAGGAUUCAACCAGAAUCUGUUCUUGGGCAUCAAGUAUGCCGACGAGCCAGUUCGCUUCACACCAGCCGAGCUGAAGAGGGGCUAUGCAUCUGCGGAUAGUAGCUCUGGAGCAUACAGUCUCUCUACAGCAGGACUCAGCUCUUCGAGCAAGCUAGUGUACUACAAUGCGACAGAGUAUGGCUACGACUGCCCUGCGUAUGGAUCCGAUACCACCAACCUAGUAAACAAGGGCCUUAUCACUUUGAAUGAAGACUGUCUGAACUUGAAUAUCGUUCGACCUCAGAUCGAUGAGAACCCCAGACUGCUUCCAGUGAUGAUCUGGAUUUUUGGCGGUGGCUGGACGCAGGGUGCCACUGCGGAUCCGAGAUACAACAUGAGUUAUAUUAUUGAACAGAGCGCCUUGAAUGGAAAGCCCGUUCUGGGUGUUUCUAUCAACUACCGACUGGCGGCAUUUGGAUUUCUCGACUCGAAGGAAGUGAGGGCUGAAGGAAACACCAAUCUAGCUCUGCGUGACCAGCGUAUAGCUAUGCGCUGGGUGAAGAAGAACAUCGAGGCGUUCGGUGGUGAUCCGAACAAGAUCACUAUCUGGGGCGAGUCUGCGGGUGCAUACAGUGUCGGCGCUCAUCUGGUGACCAAUGGUGGGAAUAACGAAGGUCUCUUUAGAGCUGCAAUUAUGGAUUCUGGAAAUGCAGUCGGGCCACCAUACAACGGAACAGAAUGGCACCAGCCCAUGUAUGACCGAAUCGUCGAGAGAGCCGGAUGCACCAAUUCCAGCAAUAGCCUACAAUGUCUCCGCGAGUUGCCCUAUGCAACCCUAUACAGCGCUGCAUACGAGGGAUUAGAAUGGUUUGCCACUAUUGAUGGAUCAUUCAUCACCCAUUACCCACAGAUCAGCUUCCAACAAGGCAGAUUGGCUCCAGUGCCUAUUUUGUUGGGGACGAAUACCGAUGAGGGUACUAGUUUCGGCACGACAGGAACGAACACCGAUGAGGACUGCAUCAACCAACUGACUGCAUCCAAGCGAUGGGUCCUUGAUCGUUCGCAAGCCACCCAACUCCUAUCCUACUACCCCAACAUCUUAGCUCUCGGCUGUCCCUACGGCUGGGGGAAUGUCAGCUGGCCCGCAUUGGGGCUGAUGUACAAGCGCUACGCAUCCAUAGCCGGGGAUCUCACUAUGGUUGCCCCACGACGAAUGCUGGCCGAAACAAUGGCCGGCUUUCGAGAGAAUGUAUACUCGUACAGAUGGGACGUGGCGGCUCUAAACAGUUCGACACUGGUUGGGGUGCAACACUUUGCAGAGAUCCCAUUCAUCUUUGCAAACCCAACCCAAAGCACAACGCCGCUGGGAUCUGACCCGGCACGCUUGGAGCUAGGACAGAUGGCAGCUCGGAUGUGGACGUCAUUCGUGGCAGACUUGGAUCCCAAUGGACAUUCUGUGUCGGGCACUGCCGAGUGGCCCAAAUAUGCGUCCCGCGCGACGAACUUCGUUUUCCGCUUACCUCGUAAUGAAAGCUAUGUUGAGGCUGACACGUAUCGUGCCGCUGGAAUAGAGUAUAUCAAUACCAUCGUGCGCUGA